AUGACGACCUACUCGGCCAUAUCUGAUGGAAACGCUUCUAACACGAGAAGUGCCGGCGUCAUAACUCGACUCCGCGGACACAAGGAUGGCGGCCAGGGUGGCCAGGCCACCACCAUGAGCAGUGUGGUCAAUCUGCUGAAUACGAUUGUUGGCGCUGGCACGCUUGCCAUGCCCUCGGUCAUGUCCCAUAUGGGCAUCAUGCUCGGCGUUCUGAUGAUCGUCUGGUCUGGGUGCACCUCCGCCUUUGGCCUCUAUCUCCAGUCGCGAUGCGCCCGAUAUCUCGACCGCGGAACCGCCUCCUUCUUUGCCCUUUCGCAAAUCACGUACCCCAAUGCGGCCGUCCUAUUCGAUGCCGCAAUUGCCAUCAAAUGCUUCGGCGUGGGCGUAUCGUACAUGAUCAUUAUUGGCGAUCUGAUGCCAGGCGUCGUUCUUGGUUUCGCAGGCGCAGCGGCCGAGAUCCCGUUUCUUGUCGACCGAAACUUUUGGAUUACUGCAUUCAUGCUCCUCAUUAUUCCUCUGAGCUUCUUGCGAAGGCUUGAUUCUCUCAAGUACACCAGUCUUGUGGCUCUUGUCUCAAUUGGAUACCUGAUUGUCUUGGUCGUGUAUCAUUUCGCAGCCGAUAAGCAUGCCGACCCCCGCAGCAUUCGAGUCAUUCAAUGGGGAGGGGCAGUUGAGAUGUUCAGCGCCCUGCCAGUGGUUGUGUUUGCUUAUACCUGCCACCAAAACAUGUUCUCAAUCUUGAACGAACUCAAGGACAACUCGCCCUCCAGCAUUAUUGGUGUCAUAGGGAUAAGCAUUGGUUCCGCUGCCUCCAUUUAUACCUUGGUAGCCAUUACAGGUUACAUUACAUUCGGCAAUGCCGUCGUUGGGAAUAUUGUCUCAAUGUACCCUACUGGAGUUGCAUCGACCAUUGGCAAGGCGGCUAUUGUCGUUCUGGUCACAUUUUCGGUGCCGCUACAAGUUCACCCGUGUCGUGCUUCUCUGGACGCCGUCAUGAAGUGGCGGCCUAACCGCUCGCAGGCGUCCAUCGGACGAACAGCGUCGCCACUCUUGAAUACAGCUGCUGCACCACGAGGUGACCACGCAGCGGGUUCCAUGUCUGAUCUUCGCUUUGCUGUGAUUACCACUUUUAUUCUGAUACUGGCGUAUUUCACCGCCUUAUCGGUAACCAGCCUGGCUCGUGUGCUGGCCUUUGUUGGCGCUACUGGAUCGACAUCGAUUAGUUUCAUCCUUCCGGGACUUUUCUACUACAAGAUCAGUGACCCCGACAGCAGCUUUCAUCAGCGCUUAGUUAAGGAGGAUGAUGACAUCGAUGAGGAUUCCUCGUCUGAUAUUGAGGAGUCCGCCGCUCUUGCUCAAAGCACCACAAGCAUCCGCAGUGCCGCUAGCAUGGCAAGCAUCGCUAGCAUGGCCAGCAACCUCAGCGCCCACAACACUUCAAACUCGUGGCGAUGGCGGAAGAAGUGGCGCUGGGACCUGGAGCACAUCCACCACGCUAAUCUACGACGCCUAUCACUGGCGCUUGCGAUUUAUGGAAUGGUGGUGAUGGCCGUGUGCUUGGUCCUCAAUAUUUUUUUCUCUGCCGCUCAUUAG
Molecule: messenger RNA, 1593 nt
Organism: Ilyonectria robusta
Lineage: Eukaryota; Fungi; Ascomycota; Sordariomycetes; Hypocreales; Nectriaceae
Product: putative amino acid transporter
Exons: 5
Coding region: 1-1593 (530 amino acids)
Biological process (GO): amino acid transmembrane transport
Cellular component (GO): fungal-type vacuole membrane
Molecular function (GO): L-serine transmembrane transporter activity; L-glutamate transmembrane transporter activity; L-tyrosine transmembrane transporter activity
Source: RefSeq, a predicted model, not a curated record